Tribolium castaneum (red flour beetle) is the source of this 1224-nucleotide messenger RNA. RefSeq names its product serine protease inhibitor 42Dd-like. The coding region runs from base 1 to 1194 and encodes 397 amino acids. The transcript has 4 exons. Gene Ontology annotation, molecular function: serine-type endopeptidase inhibitor activity. The record is from RefSeq and is a predicted model, not a curated record. NCBI's taxonomy places the organism in Eukaryota, Metazoa, Arthropoda, Insecta, Coleoptera, Tenebrionidae.
AUGAAACACUUGCUCUACUUUCUAGCCCUACUAAGGGCAAGUGUUUCCGACGAAAUAGCCCGUCAAGAGCUGACCACAAGCACGAAUUUAUUCAGCGAAGACCUUUACAAAACAAUAGCCAAAACCAGUGCGAAAACGUUCCUAGCCAGCCCUUUAUCCACCGAAAUAGCCCUAGCUCUGGCCCAAACUGGUUGCAAAGGCGAAACGGGCGAAGAAAUCCGCUCUUCCCUCUUCCUGCCAACCAGCCAGAGUGACAUUGAGAGCGGUUUUAGCACACUUUUGACCAACUAUUUGACCGGAAACGGCUUUUACACACUUCACACAUUGAACAAAAUCUACGUCCGGCGGAAUUUCCAAGUGAAAGAGAAUUUCAAACGCGUCGUAAAGCAAGUUUUCCGGAGCGAAAGCCAACGAAUUGAUUUCACAAAGCGGGCCAAAGCGGCCCAAAGCAUGAACAAAUGGGCCGAAAAAAACAGCAGGAAUCGGAUACGCAAUAUUGCGGUCCCUAAUUCGUUAACCGCAAGGACACGGAUGGUUUUCCUGAACGGUUUGUACUUCAGGGCGAAUUGGUCCAAACCGUUCCAAUUGUCCUUAACACGGAAGGACGUUUUUCAUGUUAAUAGCACCACGAGCGUCCCCGUUGAUAUGAUGCGCCAAAACGGGGCCCAACUUUACAACGUGUUUGAAAAUCCGGCCCUGGACGCCCAGUUCCUCGAGCUGCCGUUGCGGGGAGAUGAAGCCUCGAUGGUUUUGGUUUUACCGAAUUCGCCAAACGGUUUGGCCAUCCUUGAGUCGCAAAUUGGGAAGGUUUUGGAACCGUUUGAAAGCAAUCUUGAUUAUGUUAACCUGGCGGUGCCGAAAUUUCGAAUCGACACUCGAAUUAAUUUGAAAUUUGUUUUGAAAAACUUGGGUGUGAAUAAAGCGUUCGAUUUGUCUCAAGCUGACUGUAGUGGGAUUGGAGGAAAGAAGGGUGAUUUGGCGAUUAGUGAAAUUUUCCAAAAGAGUUUCAUUGAUGUUGGCGAGGGUGGGGUUGAGGCAAGUGCUGGGACAGACGAUGAUGAAACUCUUGUGAUAAAUACAACGCCAAAUUUUCGGAAUUUUAAGGAUUUUGUAGCCGACCAUCCAUUCCUGUUUUAUGUCAAAAUUAAGAAAAUUAUCGCGUUUGUGGGCCGAGUCCUUGACCCCACUGUGUAACCAAUCCAAAAAUAAAACAAAACUGUUGAA